AUGUAUGAUCGGGCCCCUCGCUUGCUCAGAUUGACUGAGGGUGGCAGCACUGAGGACCGUGUGGGUCCUGGAUCCUACCAGGUACCUUUCCUGAAGCAGCAGGCAACAGGUGGUUAUGCACCAUUUCUUUCUUUGGCUACUAGAGAAAGUUCUUUUACUGCUGGCUGUGACACUGAGAAAGCUGCUCCAGGUCCAGGACACUACAAUGUUUCAAAAGCACAGAAAAUUUCAAGAGCACCUACAGCUUCCAGAACUGUUGAUGUCCCUUCAAUUCCUUCUUGUGGACAGGCAUAUGGUUAUCAUAUUAAUGAGGAUGACACUAUUAUAAAACAUUUUCCACCUGCUCAUGACAGCACACUAGGUCCAGCUUACUACAAACCUCAGUAUAAUGUUUUCAGUACAACUUUGAAAUACAAAGGGAUACACUUUGGCAACUCUUUGGGAAGACAAGACUUACCUCAAAAGUCAGGACCUGGUCCUGGACAGUAUCAUAUAGUCCAGGGAAAGUCACCACAGUAUGAAAACAUUAACAUCAAGAAAGAGCAACAGCAAAAUUAUUGCUCAUUUCUCCCACGAUUUUUUGAUGUAAUAAUAUUGCAAGAAGAAAAAAAGAGAUUUGUACCUAUGAAAUCAAUCACACCAGCUCCUGGCACGUAUAAUGAACCUCGAACUGCUCUCAAGUCCUCAAAGAAAACUUUAGGACUGAAAAAAUCUGCAUUUGGUCAAAGUGCUGCUCGAUUCACACAGGAAUCCAGGACAGAGGAAAUGCCAGGCCCUGGGUUUUAUAAUAUCCUAAACAGUGCUAUAGUUGACAAUGUUAAAAAUAUCUGCUCAGAGAAAAAAAAGAAAAGUGCAUUUGGAUCUUCUGUUCCUCGGACAUUUUUCCUGUUUCGGAAAGAAACUCUUAUUACUCCUGGGCCUGCUGAUUAUCAGGUCAGUGGAAGUCCUGAACUACCUAACUUGACUAACCAAUAUGCUGCUUUCUUGUCAAGAACAGAAAGAACUACUAAACUAUUAGAUAUGGAUAUUCCACCACCAGGCAGCUAUGAUGUUCAAAAAUCGUAUGAAGUGUCACAGGGUAAACAAAAAUACAUGCCACCCCGCAGUUUGGUGGCUAAAAGAAAACAUUCCUCCUUUCUUAGUGCAGCUCCUCGGUGCUGGGAAAAAAUGACAGAUGGGCCAGGUAAGUGUAGACUGUCCUUUAAAACUAUGGGGAAAAUCUAAGGUUUCCAUAUAUUAAAACAGACAAUUGUAAACACACAUUUGUAUUUGACUAUUUCUCUUUGGGUGUGUAGGACAAAAAGUGAAAGUUU
This is a messenger RNA of Trichechus manatus latirostris (Florida manatee), 1313 nucleotides long. RefSeq names its product sperm tail PG-rich repeat containing 2 (gene STPG2). The record is from RefSeq and is a predicted model, not a curated record. Lineage: Eukaryota; Metazoa; Chordata; Mammalia; Sirenia; Trichechidae. The coding region runs from base 1 to 1224 and encodes 407 amino acids. The transcript is spliced from 9 exons.